GCCUGCCUGCCUGCAUCCCCAUUUAUCUCUUUCUUUCUCUCUCUUGUUUGUCAUCUUCUUCCUCGAGCUUCAACCAUGGCUGCUCUCCAACCUCAACUUCUCAUCAUCAUCUUCUUCUUCUUCUUGUUUCUCUUUUCGUCUUGCUUUUCGUCUUCUCAAACCGAUACCCCAACAGUGUUCGAAAUCCUCCCUAAAUAUGGGCUCCCCAGUGGUCUUCUCCCUAAUUCGGUCAAGUCUUAUUCUCUCUCUUCCGAAGGCGAUUUCGUCGUGGAGUUGGAGAAUCCCUGCUACAUCCACUUUGAGUAUUUGGUCUAUUACGAGACCAAGAUCUCAGGAAAGCUCAAGUACGGAUCCAUAACUGUUCUAAAGGGGAUUCAGGUCCAGAGAUUCUUGUUGUGGUUCGAUGUUGAUGAUAUUAGGGUCGAUUUACCUCCAUCGGAUAGUAUAUAUUUCCAGGUUGGAAUGAUCAAUAAGAGGCUUGAUAUUGAUCAGUUUCAGACCCUUCAUAACUGCUCCAGAAAGGCUAUUUCUUCUUCUUCUCCUCCUCUCAUAAAUGAGGAGGAGAUUCAGCUCCAAAUCCCUAAAGAUGACAUUGAAAUGUUGUUGUUAACCGAGUAGCAAACAUGGAUAUAGAAGGAAGUGGAGGUGGGAGGAGGAUUGUUGUAGACAUUUUGCGCAAAUUCAAGUAUAUCCCAAAACAAAACAAAACAUUGUAUCAUUUGUACUAGUAAUGUAUAUACAAUAUAUGUAAGGCUGGUUCAAUGGAUAGGGUGGUGGUGAUUUAGCAAACUCUAGCUGAUAUUUCCUUUUACUUUUCUACAUAAACAUGAUCAUUUU
Molecule: messenger RNA, 837 nt
Organism: Impatiens glandulifera
Lineage: Eukaryota; Viridiplantae; Streptophyta; Magnoliopsida; Ericales; Balsaminaceae
Exons: 2
Coding region: 76-618 (180 amino acids)
Source: RefSeq, a predicted model, not a curated record